Molecule: messenger RNA, 5232 nt
Organism: Pseudoliparis swirei
Lineage: Eukaryota; Metazoa; Chordata; Actinopteri; Perciformes; Liparidae
Gene: smc3
Product: structural maintenance of chromosomes 3
Exons: 29
Coding region: 123-3776 (1217 amino acids)
Biological process (GO): mitotic sister chromatid cohesion
Cellular component (GO): chromosome
Molecular function (GO): protein binding; double-stranded DNA binding; ATP hydrolysis activity
Source: RefSeq, a predicted model, not a curated record
UAAUGCUUCGAAUUCUAUUAUUUUGUUAAAUUUGGGUCAUUAAAUUCCUGGCUUCUCCAGUUCAGUGGCGGGAGGGAGCUUAUCUCCGAGUGAAUCCGAGGAGCCGCCUUGUUUAGACCGCCAUGUACAUCAAACAGGUCAUCAUCCAGGGCUUCAGAAGUUACAGGGACCAGACUGUGGUCGACCCCUUCAGUCCGAAGCACAAUGUCAUCGUUGGAAGAAAUGGGUCAGGAAAAAGUAACUUUUUCUAUGCCAUCCAGUUUGUGCUCAGUGAUGAGUUCAGCCACCUGCGACCCGAACAGCGCCUGGCCCUGCUCCACGAGGGAACUGGUCCUCGUGUCAUUUCAGCUUUUGUGGAGAUUAUAUUUGACAACUCUGACAACCGACUGCCGAUCGACAAGGAGGAAGUCUCCCUUCGCCGCGUCAUUGGCGCAAAGAAGGACCAGUACUUCUUAGACAAGAAGAUGGUUACUAAGAAUGACGUCAUGAAUCUUCUGGAGAGUGCUGGCUUCUCCCGCAGCAACCCUUACUACAUCGUCAAGCAGGGAAAGAUCAACCAAAUGGCCACAGCGCCCGACUCCCAGCGUCUGAAGCUGCUGAGAGAGGUGGCGGGGACACGGGUGUAUGAUGAGCGCAAGGAGGAGAGUAUUUCGCUGAUGAAGGAGACGGAGGGGAAGCGAGAGAAGAUCAAUGAGCUGUUGAAGUACAUUGAGGAGCGUCUCCACACCCUGGAGGAUGAGAAAGAGGAGCUGGCUCAGUACCAGAAGUGGGACAAGAUGAGAAGAGCCCUGGAGUACACCAUCUACAACCAGGAGCUGAAUGAAACCCGCGCCAAGCUGGAUGAGCUGACAAGCAAGAGAGAGACCUGCGGAGACAAAUCCAGACAGCUGCGUGAUGCUCAGCAAGAUGCCCGAGACAAAGUCGAGGAUACGGAGCGUGUUGUGCGAGAUCUGAAGUCCAAGAUCUCUGCCAUGAAGGAGGAAAGAGAGCAGCUGUCGGCCGAUCGCCAGGAGCAGAUCAAGCAGAGGACCAAGCUCGAGCUGAAGACCAAGGACCUGCAGGACGAGCUGGCAGGCAACAGCGAACAGAGGAAACGUCUGCUGAAGGAGCGGCAGAAGCUGCUGGAGAAAAUCGAGGAGAAGCAAAAAGAGCUGCAGGAGACUGAGCCCAAAUUCAACAUGGUGAAGGAGAAAGAGGAGCGCGGCAUAUCCAGACUGGCCCAGGCGACGCAGGAGAGGACCGACCUGUACGCCAAGCAGGGCCGUGGCAGCCAGUUCACCUCUAAAGAAGAGAGGGACAAGUGGAUCAAGAAGGAGCUGAAGUCUCUGGACCAGGCCAUCAAUGAUAAGAAGAGGCAGAUCGCAGCCAUCCACAAAGACCUGGAGGACACCGAGACCUGCAAGGAGAAGAACCUCGAGCAGUACACUAAACUCGAUCAAGACCUAAGUGAAGUCAAGACGCGCGUUGAGGAGCUGGACAAAAAGUAUUACGAAGUCAAGAACCGGAAAGACGAGCUGCAGAGCGAAAGAAACUACCUGUGGCGUGAGGAGAACGCAGAGCAGCAGGCCCUGUCUGCCAAACGAGAGGACCUGGAGAAGAAACAGCAGCUCCUUCGAGCGGCAACUGGCAAGUCCAUUCUCAACGGAAUUGACAGCAUCAACAAAGUCCUUGAGCAUUUCCGUCGGAAGGGCAUCAACCAGCACGUCAUCAACGGUUACCACGGCAUCGUCAUGAAUAACUUUGAGUGUGAGCCCGCCUUCUACACGUCUGUGGAGGUGACUGCUGGUACCAGACUGUUCUAUCACAUUGUGGAGACUGACGAGGUCAGCACCAAAAUACUGAUGGAGUUCAACAAAAUGAACCUGCCUGGAGAAGUCACAUUCCUGCCCCUGACCAAGCUGGACGUCAGGGACACGUCCUACCCAGAGACCAACGACGCCAUCCCCAUGAUCAGCAAGCUGCGGUACAGCAACCCCUUUGACAAGGCCUUCAAGCACGUGUUCGGGAAGACUCUGAUUUGUCGCAGCAUGGAAGUUUCCACCCAGCUGGCCAGAGCUUUCACCAUGGACUGUAUAACUCUGGAGGGCGACCAGGUGAGCCACCGGGGAGCUCUGACGGGAGGCUACUACGAUACCAGAAAGUCUCGCCUGGAGCUGCAGAAAGACAUGAGGAAGGCUGAGGAGGAGCUGUGUGCGCUGGAGGCCAAGCUCAAUGAGAACCUGCGCAGGAACAUUGAACGCAUCAACAAUGAGAUCGACCAGAUGAUGAACCAGAUGCAGCAGAUCGAGACGCAGCAGAGGAAGUUCAAGGCGUCCAGAGACAGUAUUAUGUCCGAGAUGAAGAUGCUGAAGGAGAAGAGACAGCAGUCGGAGAAGACGUUCAUGCCCAAGCAACGCAGUCUCCAAAGUCUCGAGGCCAGUCUCCACGCCAUGGAGUCCACCAGGGAGUCCCUGAAGGCCGAGCUGGGUACAGAUCUGCUCUCUCAGCUCAGCCUGGAGGACCAGAGGCGCGUCGAUGACCUCAACGACGAGAUCCGUCAACUCCAGCAGGACAACCGGCAGCUGUUGAAUGAGAGGAUUAAGCUGGAGGGCAUCAUGACCCGAGUGGAAACGUAUCUCAACGAGAACUUGCGGAAGCGUCUUGACCAAGUGGAGCAGGAGCUAAAUGAGCUGCGAGAGUCUGAGGGCGGCACGGUGCUCACAGCCACGACGUCCGAGCUGGAGAGCAUCAACAAACGUGUCAAGGAGACUCUGUCGCGAUCGGAAGAUCUGGAUAUUCUGGUCGACAAGACGGAGAUCGAGAUCAAGGACCACAUAAAGAGCAUGGAGCGCUGGAAGAACAUCGAGAAGGACCAGAACGACGCCAUCAACCACGACACCAAGGAGCUGGAGAAGAUGACCAACAGGCAGGGCAUGCUGCUCAAGAAGAAAGAGGAGUGCAUGAAGAAGAUCCGAGAGCUCGGCUCGCUGCCUCAGGAGGCCUUUGAGAAGUACCAGACCCUCACGCUCAAACAGUUGUUCCGGAAGCUGGAGCAGUGCAACACGGAGCUGAAGAAGUACAGUCACGUCAACAAGAAGGCUCUGGACCAGUUUGUCAACUUCUCGGAGCAGAAGGAGAAGUUGAUCAAGCGCCAGGAGGAGCUGGACCGCGGCCACAAAUCCAUCAUGGAGCUCAUGAACGUCCUGGAGCUGCGCAAGUACGAGGCCAUCCAGCUCACCUUCAAACAGGUGUCAAAGAACUUCACUGAGGUGUUCCUGAAGCUGGUCCCAGGCGGCAAGGCGACGCUGGUGAUGAAGAAGGGCGACGUUGAAGGCAGCCAGUCUCAAGACGAGGGCGAGGGAGGUGCAGAUGGCGAGAAGGGCUCCGGGUCACAUAGCAGCGUCCCUUCAGUGGACCAGUUCACUGGAGUCGGCAUCAGGGUGUCGUUCACAGGGAAGCAGGGCGAGAUGAGAGAGAUGCAGCAGCUGUCUGGAGGCCAGAAGUCUCUGGUGGCUCUGGCCCUGAUAUUCGCCAUUCAGAAGUGUGACCCGGCCCCUUUCUACCUGUUUGACGAGAUCGAUCAGGCCCUCGACGCCCAGCACAGGAAGGCCGUCUCAGACAUGAUCGUGGAGCUCGCAAGCCACGCCCAGUUCAUCACCACCACCUUCAGGCCCGAGCUGCUGGAGUCUGCCGACAAGUUCUACGGCGUCAAAUUCAGAAACAAGGUGAGUCACAUUGACGUGAUCACAGCGGAGCAGGCUAAAGACUUUGUGGAGGAUGACACCACCCAUGGUUAAUAGUCCCCAGCGCUUCAUCCUCCUCCUCCUCCUCCUCUACGGUGCACUGCGUAGCUCAAAACCUUUCACAACGAGGCCCAAAGACAGAAAUAUCUCCCGCGACCCACCAGCCCUUUUUUUUCUUCUCGUCUUUCUUUAAGAUCAACAGUGCAGUGAGUCUUAUGCUUCUCACACCAUCUCCAAAGGUUGAAGUUUAAUUGGAAGAAAAAACGUUUUGAUAACACCAUCGCUCGAAAUUACUCAUAUUUGACAUCAUUCCAGGCUGAUGAAACUUCAAAUUUGAGAAAUAUCCGUUUUUUGUUGUUGAAAAUCUGCGUGCGGGAGACGUUUGUUUUGGCACAUUUUCCUGCAUCGCCGUGUCUCUGUGUGUAUCGCCCACGCUGGAGUUACAGGACAAACAGACGUGUAAUUGUUUUACACUGAAAAAUCAUUUUCUCUCGAGAGGUCCUGAAGAGAGCAACAACACCUUUUUGUCCUACUUUAUUAAAUUGUUCUGGUAAACUAAAGUUUCGAGCUGAUUUUUGGUUUAUCUGUCAUUUAUAAAAUGCCAGAGACGCUCCAAAAGGUGACGAACCUUCAGGACCUUUUCUGGAGGCGAAUCCUCUUGUGUACAGUUGAGUGUUUUGUUAUGACUUGGAUCAGUGGAGGUGGGCGGGGCCUCCAGCUGAUUUUUUUGUAUUUUUGUUGCCACUCUUGCUAAAAGAGUCUUUGUUCCCACUGAGGUUUCUGUAAUGUAAACUCUUUAUACUCUUUGAAACGAUGCUACCGUGUAUCUGUCAUAACCGGCCACGUGGUUUAAAAAUGUUCAAAGGUUGUGGUUACUUUUUAUGGUUGUUGCUGUAUUGUGUAAUUUCCUGUUUUUUAGGUAAUUUAAAUAUAUGAAAGUUUUAAUUCCAUAACACCAGAUAUCCAUUGUGGAAAGCAACCCAGCUUCACGGACUUCAUCGUUCAAUAUUCAUCAUUCAAUAUAUUAAAAAGCAAAAGUGAUUCGGAGAUGGAGUAUUUUAGUUUGGGUCAUGACGUUACUCGUUGUAAUUGAUCAUUUCCUUCCUGGAUAUUUUGUUUGGGAUUAAACUCCUCAUAUGUUGCACCUAGUUUUACACACACUUUAUAAAUGUUUUGGUUCAUUUUUAUGUAAUAACAAAACUUUAAAAUAAUAAAAUAAUUUUAAAACAGUCUGUUUCGCUCCACUUAAUACGACCACUAGGUGGUGCUGUGCCAUUGAUACCUGACAUCCUCACUCACUAUAUAAACUUUUAGACAGAAAAGGUUUGAACGGUUGAACUUUUUAGGAAAAAUACAAUGCCUUAUUCAAAAGGAUUUUACAAAAUAAUUGAAAUUGAAUCUAAAAUGUUGCUGCUGAAGGAUUUUUUUUUAUUGCAUACAAAGCAAAUCUGUUCGGAAGUUACCAAAUGCAUCCGAUGUAGAUGUUAAAUAAAAACAUAAUCAACUUGGA